This is a messenger RNA of Oncorhynchus masou masou (cherry salmon), 723 nucleotides long. RefSeq lists its product as uncharacterized. The transcript is spliced from 2 exons. Lineage: Eukaryota; Metazoa; Chordata; Actinopteri; Salmoniformes; Salmonidae. The coding region runs from base 1 to 723 and encodes 240 amino acids. The record is from RefSeq and is a predicted model, not a curated record.
AUGCCCGCCUACCUCUCACCCAACCCCGCCUCCUACCUCUCACCCAACCCCGCCUCCUACCUCUCACCCAACCCCGCCUCCAACCUCUCACCCAACCCCGCCUCCUACCUCUCACCCAACCCCGCCUCCUACCUCUCACCCAACCACGCCUCCUACCUCUUACCCAACAACGCCUCCUACCUCUCACCCAACCCCGCCUCCUACCUCUCACCCAACCCCGCCUCCUACCUCUCACCCAACCACGCCUCCUACCUCUUACCCAACAACGCCUCCUACCUCUCACCCAACCCCGCCUCCUACCUCUCACCCAACCCCGCCUCCAACCUCUCACCCAACCCCGCCUCCUACCUCUCACCCAACCCCGCCUCCUACCUCUCACCCAACCACGCCUCCUACCUCUUACCCAACAACGCCUCCUACCUAUCACCCAACCCUGCCUUCUACCUCUCACCCAACCCCGCCUUCUACCUCUCACCCAACCCUGCCCCCUCCUACCUCUCACCCAACCCCGCCUCCUACCUCUCACCCAACCCCGCCUCCUACCUCUCACCCAACCCCGCCUCCUACCUCUCACCCAACCCCGCCUCCUACCUCUCACCCAACCCCGCCUCCUACCUCUCACCCAACCCCGCCUCCUACCUCUCACCCAACCCCGCCUUCUACCUCUCACCCAACCCAGCCUCCUACCUCUCACCCAACCCUGCCUCCUACCUCUGGUCAUAG